AUGUACACGAAGAAACCAAACAAUGGAUUCCAUCACGCGAUCACUCCGUUUGGGGGGAUUCCAGACUUCUCGCUGGCUUCCCUCCUGCCCUCUCCGAAUCAGUUAACGAGAGCAUUCGAUAUCAUGGACAUAAGUCAAACCCGGUUCGUGGGUCCGCCCACACCCACCGAGACACGAGAGAAUGCUCGCAUGGCCACUCUGCCGGAUCUCUUUGUCCUCUUCAUUGCUCCAGAGCCAAAGGUAAAUCCGCACUACGAGGAGGUGAAACGAGAGUCCGAGGACUGGCUGAGGGAGAACCUCUGGAGAGACCUCCCCGAGCACGAGAUCAAGAAGCGCUGUGGUGCCGAUUUCUGUUUCUUCAGCGCAGUCAUGUGCCCGGAUGUCGGUAAAGAGGAGUUCCGCACCGUGUGCGACUGGAUAUACUGGGUGUUCGAGUUUGACGACCAAUUCGACGAGGGUGACCUUGGCAGGGACCGUGACAAAGGGAAAUCCGAAGUGUCAGGCAUGGUGUCUAUACUCGGCGACAACGGCCAACACACGAAUCCUUCUGUGCGUCCUCGGCCGAAGGCGAGGGACUGCUCCAGUUUUCUUGCUGCGAACGCAUCAAAGAGAUUGGCUACGGCCGUCUCUUUGAUAAAUGAGGCUGGGCCAAGAUCCGUGCUCGAACACAAGGCCGGGGUCUCUCAGAAGGAAACGCCAUUGCAAUUGCUGUUCCUAUCGAUUUGGGAGAGAGUCCAGAAGUCGUCGCCGAAGGCUGUGCGUGAACGCUACGUCAAGUCGAACGUUCAUUUCUGCCAUAGCGUGGCAGAGCUGCACGGAGAGGAGUUUGAUGACAUGGUCGUCAUGGAAAACAUCCGCCGCUAUUUGCAGGUCCGUGCACAGAACAUUGGCCUGUACCCGCUGCUUGCACUGGAAGAAUAUGCUUACGGAAUCGAUCUACCGCAAGAGGUGGUAGAGCACGAGGCGAUCCAGGAGAUAGAGCGUCUCGUGGCCGAGAUCCUUACGCUGCAGAACGACAUUCUCUCGUAUCACCGCGAGCACAGCGUCGGCCAUAGCCAGAAUUUGAUCUCCAUCUUCCGCCGGCGGCUCGGCUUUACGCAGCAGCAGAGCUACGACAAGGCGGACGAGCUGCUGCACCGCUGCUACCGGCGAUGGUACAUUGCGCACGCCGACGUGCCGUGUUGGGGCGAGAAGGUGGACGCGCAGGUGCAGCAGUAUCUCAAGGCGUGUCUGGACGUGCUGAAGGCCAACGUCCACUGGAGCUUCAGGUCCCAGCGGUACUUCGGAGGUGACGUCGAGCGAGUGCGCGCGACGCGGAAGGUGGUGCUGGUGCCUUAG
Lasiodiplodia theobromae is the source of this 1338-nucleotide messenger RNA. RefSeq names its product Terpene synthase metal binding domain protein. The record is from RefSeq and is a predicted model, not a curated record. The coding region runs from base 1 to 1338 and encodes 445 amino acids. Lineage: Eukaryota; Fungi; Ascomycota; Dothideomycetes; Botryosphaeriales; Botryosphaeriaceae. The transcript is spliced from 9 exons.